Anthonomus grandis grandis is the source of this 2687-nucleotide messenger RNA. RefSeq lists its product as uncharacterized. The transcript has 7 exons. NCBI's taxonomy places the organism in Eukaryota, Metazoa, Arthropoda, Insecta, Coleoptera, Curculionidae. Bases 115 to 2613 code for a protein of 832 amino acids. Gene Ontology annotation, molecular function: protein binding; RNA binding. The record is from RefSeq and is a predicted model, not a curated record.
UGACAGAUAUCAAAAUAAAAAUAUGUAAACAACAUGUUUUUAUAAGUUUUUUUUUUAUAUUCAAAUAACAACAGGAAGAACAGUUAUUGUUAAUUGUUAUUACUAACGAGUGCAAUGGACGAACUGCGCCAACGAAAUGUUUACUGCAGGCGCAAUCGUGAUGAUUUCCACCAUAGCACCUACAGAAGAGAUUACCGGGGAAGGGGACGAUAUUACAAUAACUAUCCACCACACAGAAAUUACUAUUUGCAUAACAGAAGGAAUUGCAGGGACAGGAAUGAAAGGGUUGCUGCUAGACCAGCAUCUCCUGUGGAGGGGUCUGAAGAGUACCUUAAACGUAAGAUACAAAACACGAGCGCUCUUAUUAUGAGGCACCUUCUCACUCCCGAGGAGGCUUUUCCAAGCAACAACAAAAAAAUCAUACAAAAUGAGGAUACAGAGAUUAUGACCCCAAUGGUGCUGAAAAACCAUCAUAAAAGACAAUCGAAACCGGCUGCUAAGAGAGUGUCUUAUACUGCCGAAGAGAUUCGAGAAAAAAUCAUUGGACAUGUCACAAAACUGAAUGAGGGACGUAAAAAGAACUUUAUCAAUAUGAAUAACAGUUCUGAGCUGGAUAAUGUCUUGAAUCUGAUAAAUAAGCAAAAGAGGCUAGAAAUAUCUGAAUUUUUGAGAAGAAUGAAUCCUAGUUUGAAUAAUGAAGAUGGAAAUGUACCUGUUGUGGCAGACAUUGGAGUGGAAUUUCAAGAUUUGCCCAGUGAUAUUAUUGAAGAGUUGAAAAAGACACUUGGGAUUGAUUUGGAACAGUUUGGGCAUGACUCCCUUGAACCAUUUCAUCCAACACCUGAAUCAGAAUUUCCCGCUAUAACACCUCAUGUACAACAAGAAUCUACAUUACAACAACAGAAUCUAUUUCCUCCACCAGAAUACAAAUCUCCAUCAACAGAUCUUCAACUGCAAUCUACAUUAGAACCAAGCUUACAUGCUACAUCAACAAUCACUAAAAUUACAUCAGUAGACCUAAAUCCUGCAGUCUCAGAUAUCAAAUCUGAACCACCUGAUCUUGCCUCGGAUAAUGUAGAACCUGAACCUAUUAACAUCUGUGAUAAUAAUGAGCAAAUUCCAAAAGAAUCUCAAUCAGACCCUCCACUAGUGGAGAUUAAAGACGAACCUGAUGAUUUAUUUGUUGAAUCAUUUAAUACUCCUGCCAUAAAAGACGAACCAGAUAGUGACAGUGAAUAUGAUAAGAUGACUGUAGUAAAUGAUGACACUCACAGAGAACCAUCUUUAAAAUUCAAUGCUGUAAUGGCCAUAGAAGCAACUAUAAAUACUUUUAUAGACAUUGAUAAAAGAGAAUCAGAUGGUCACUAUAUAAAUUACAAUCAACUAAUUGAUAAAAUCAAAGGGUUUGAAAGGUGCAGCAAACUUCUGGAAGAUUAUAAAAAAGAUUUAAUGGAAGAUCUGUUCCAUAGCGUCAGAAAACUAGAUGAAGAGGAAGGCAGUUAUUAUUAUUCAGAUAACUCACAGGAGAGGGAAUCGGGUGAUUUAUUGAGUGAGACAGUUUUUAGUGAAUCGAACGGGGUCAGUGCCAGAAAGCGGGGUGGAGAACAAGAACAAAAAAGUAGUGAGGAGGUUAAGAAAAUUAAAUUAAAAGCUAUAGAUGAUGAGCCAGAAGUUUGGACUAACAUUAAGGAGGUGGUUUGUGCUUUUACGGUCAUAUAUCGGGCAUCGAAGACUUCGAAUAUCCUCGUCAUGGGCACCGAGUCCGGUAAAGUUCUCAUGGUAAACCUGGAAACGAAUCGAAUCGAACGCACGUUGGCGGUGUUCGAGGGGCCCGUCACCGGUUUUUCAAUAGUCCGUAAGCGGUUUUUGUACGUUGGCACAGCGACUAAACAGCUCAACGUUUACAGUAUUGCGAAAGGCGAUUUGAUUGAGAGCCAACUGAUGUCGAAUCCGAUCCUGUGCAUGUCCCAAGCCCAUGGUUGGAUCUUUAUCGGCUGUAAGAACGGGAGUAUUGUCAAGUUUUGGACUAGGAGCAGAGGAGUCUCCCAGGAACACACCUCCGAGAGCCGCCUGGACAUUUUAGCGAUAAUCGCCAGCAGAGAGGGCCCGAGAAAAAUCCUGAUCGUGGGCCAAAGACGCGGCCCGAUCGUCAUUAGGGACGCGGAAUCGAUGCUUCACUUACGAAACUUCUAUGAUCAACAGGAAGUGGUCUCGUCGACCGUUUACGCCAUGGAAUUCUAUAAUGGAAAAUUGUACUGCGGCACCGCAACGGAUGACAUUUUACAAUUUGAAUUUCAUAAUGCGCAACUGCAGCAUCGCCUUAAAGCCUCCGAAUCUAAAGGGAUCACUUGUAUGCGGCUGCUGCAUAAUAUUUUAUUUGCCGGAUGUUCGAAUGGAAGUGUUUAUGCUUAUAACACUUUGGACACACCAGAACUUUUAAGGGUUUUGGAGGGACCUGGAGGCAGCAUUAAUUCUUUAGCGGUGCUGCCGAAACAUAUUGUAAUAUCCACAUUGGCACGUAAACUCGCAUAUAUUGAGAUCCCUUCAGACGUUUUGGCAGCUAUUUCCUUCGUUACUCCAGUGAAACCCCCAAAGAUACCAGAUUUAAGUUAAGAAAUAAACAGUUGUAUAUUAUAAUUAAAAUGUACAUAAAGGUAGUGUAGAUAUUAAAAUCGGAUCAGAUUUCA